AUGAAACAACUCUUUUUAUUUAUUUAUUUAAUAUUUGUUUAUUUAAUUAAUACUUCAUUUUGUCAAGUUUAUCCAAGUGGAGAAAUUAAAGAUAUUCAAGGAAACUGUUUAACUUCUCCAAAUAAUGUGGGUGAAAUAAUCACAAUUGAAAAUUGUUUUGAUUCUCAAUCAACAAAUAAGUCACAACAACAAUGGAUAUUCUCAUUAGGUAAUAAAAACGUACCAACUCUUCAAUCAUUAAAUGGAUUAUGUGCUGAAAUUUCAAAUAAUAAUUUAAUUACAAUUCAAUGUACAACAAUAUAUAAAUCAAGUUCAUUCUUAUCAGUUCGUUAUAUUGAAGGUUCAUUCAUAAUUAAAUCAGUAAUGUCUCAAUCAUGUUUACAAAGUCCUUUUAAAAUUGGUGAAUCACCUUUUUUCACAUAUAAUUGUGAUGCUGAUGAAAAUCAAAAGUUUUUUAUUGAUUUAACUUCUAAAUCAUUUUUAAAGUUUAAUACUGAUUGUACUCUAACCAUUUCUGAUGAUAAUUCAGUUCUUUGGAAAAAUGUUGAUGAACCACCAUCAGUUUGUAAACCUUCUGCUGUCUUAAAAUUACAUAAUGAUGGUAAAUUAUGUAUAUAUAAUCAUGAAAAUAAUCCAGUUUCAAGUUGGUGCUCAGACUCUAAAUCAUUAGGUGGUCGUUAUUACCAUAUGGUUCUUAUGGAAAAAGUAAGAUGGGGAUUAGUUAUUCAAUCAGAAAAUGGUGCAAUGGUAUGGGCAAAAUGGGGUGAAUCAAUUUAUCCAGAUGCAAAUUAUAAUUUAAUUCCUGGUAGCUACUUUGAUGAAAAUUAUGGAAUUAAUACUAAUAAAUAUAUUACAAAUGGAAGAGAUUUUUUAUAUUUUAAUAUAAAAUAUGGAUUACAAUAUUUUAUUGGUAAUCCAAAUAUGCAAGGAAUACCUAAUAGAGCUUGGAGUUCAAUACCAGAACCAAGUUAUGGUGAACGACCUGUUACAUUAACAUUAUAUAUUAAUAAUGAUAAUGUAACUAUUCAAGGAAAAAAAAUAAUAGAAAUAAAAACCCGAGACCUUACUGGAUGGAAACACAUUUUAAUAGAUGUUACAUUAUGGAAUACUCAAAUACCAUUGAAAGGUUGUAAAUUCAUUCAUUUACCAAUUUUAAAUCAAAAUGAUUAUGAUAAUUGGGGUUGGGUAAUUAAAAAUAAAGGUUUAAAGAUUAUAUAUGGUAAUUUUAAUUAUCAACCUACAAAAAUUAGCUCUUCAAAUAAUUUCUUAAUUGGUAGUCCAACCAAUCCAUUAAAUCCAACAAAACAAUUAUAUUCAGAUAUUUUAAAAUUCGAAUUACGUCCUGAUGGUGUUUUAGAAUUUAGAAAUUUAAUUACUGGUGAAUUAUUGUUCCCAUACUCAUAUUCAUCUGUUUUAAUACCAACUAGUGGUAAUGGUACAAAUCAAUGUCCAAAUAGAAAAUAUUUAGGUUAUUGGGAUAAUGAUAAUAAUUUAAGUAUUAAAGUUGUUGGUUGUGAAAAGUAUAGAGAUACUUGUAAUAAAACUGAUUCAAUCCAAUGUAGAAGUAAUCCACAGCUAUGUAAUGAAAAUGAUAAUAACAAAUGUUUUACUUAUUUCACUUUCUUUCCAAAUUGUUACCAAUUUGGUCAAGCAUCAUUAGUAAUUCAAUAUGGACUUCCUGAAAUUAUGUUUAUUAGCUAUGAUAAUAUUUUAGUUUCAAAUUAUUUGUAUUAA
Dictyostelium discoideum AX4 is the source of this 1734-nucleotide messenger RNA. RefSeq lists its product as hypothetical. Bases 1 to 1734 code for a protein of 577 amino acids. The record is from RefSeq and is a predicted model, not a curated record. NCBI's taxonomy places the organism in Eukaryota, Evosea, Eumycetozoa, Dictyosteliales, Dictyosteliaceae. The transcript is spliced from 4 exons.